CACAGCGACCGUUAACGUGAACUCUGGCUAGCCUAUGUAUUGGCCAUGUCUCACAAAUGAGGAGCUUUCUGAACACUAGAAGCGAUGAGGAUGAGAGUGGCUGUGCUGGUGCUUGUUGUUUCUGUCAGUCUGACUGAAGCAGCACGAUGUGUGCCUACAAGUAGUCCACACUGUUACAAAACUUCAACUAGACCAGAAGAGGACUUCAUUUGUGAAUGGGAUGAGAGAAACCCUGGGAAGAGCCAAACACACACUCUCCAUAUAUGGGACGCUGAAAAAAACAGUUUUCGUACGCAUGUGAAGUGCAGCAAACCAGCACAGGUAACCAUUCUCUUGGAGGAACUAGGAAUCCCGUCAAGAACGACAGACAUAUGGGUACAGACACAAGUGGGCAACCUCACCUGUAACUCUAGCAAAAUCUCAGUCAUCCUUGAAUGCAUGGUCAAAUACAGUAAACCUCAGAUUAUCAGCAUGAAAAGGUCAGCUGGAAUCCUGAAUCUCACACUGGACAAACCGAAGGAUAACAGAGGUGCUAUAUAUGAGAUCAGAUGGAGAGAAAGGGACUCUGAAUGGCAGAAUACAACAUUUGAAACUAAGGACAGCACUAUUGAAGAUUUCCACAUGCUACAUCUACAGAGCCAGACUAUCUACCAGAUCCAACUGAGGCGGCAGGCCAAACUGAAGUCACAUCUAUGUAAAGACUCACUACAUGCUCUCCGGAGUGACUGGAGCCAAAUGGUGGAUGUUCCCUCAGAAAUCAGGCGCCGACCUGUAAUACGCUGGGUAGAAAAUAACCCGAAAAAUGGUACCAGGGAUAUUAAUCUCUUCUGGGAUUCUAUUCUUAAAAUCUUAUUGAAGCUGUUACCUGAGGUACCCAGUCCUGUGAUUGAUGCAGCAGAAUUCAGAUGUCCGGAAGAGCAGGACCAGAGGCCGAUGAUAGAGGAGGUGCACGAAUUCGUUCUCUUGCUGCGCCAAGAUCUCGGCAAACGCAGGGAGAACGUGACUCCUGAGCAGAGCACUUUACUGCAAGACUUUGGGCUUGUCGUCUUUGAAGAGGAAGAGGAGGAAGACGAAGUGGGUGGAGUUACUGACUUGAGCUCUAUGAAAUCCUGUUGCUAUCCGAAUCCUAGCUACAGAGGACAGAUGCUACAGCUGCCAGAGCCUUUCCACAUGACAGACAGCACUUCAAGGGACAAUGACACAGAGUCCACGUACAGAGAUGGCCUGUUCUUUGAAACACGAGUCCUGGAGUGUGACAAAACGUCACUAUAAUAGAAGCUGAGUGUAGGGACAAAUAAACAACCCUC
This is a messenger RNA of Sinocyclocheilus grahami, 1307 nucleotides long. Its product is annotated as interleukin-12 receptor subunit beta-1-like. The transcript has 10 exons. Bases 85 to 1272 code for a protein of 395 amino acids. Gene Ontology annotation, molecular function: protein binding. NCBI's taxonomy places the organism in Eukaryota, Metazoa, Chordata, Actinopteri, Cypriniformes, Cyprinidae. The record is from RefSeq and is a predicted model, not a curated record.